CCUAGUGAGGAGGGAACGAUGGAGUGAGACCGAGUGGUGGGACUGAUCGCCGAUCAUGAACGCCCACGUGUCUGCCGCUCUUGUGUAUGGGAGGCGUGGGAGUGAUGUCAGCUCGAUAUCUAGAAGCAGGAUGAGCUACUUCAAUGCUGGCGGAGGAGAAUCGUUCGAAGAAAUCUUUACCAAGAGCGAAGAGGUGAAGAAGCAGGGUCAACUGUUGAAACUAUGUGCUGGGGGGAGAAACAAUUGGCAGGCAAGGAAUGCUAUCCUCACACACUCUGAGUUCUUGCUUUUGAAACCAGAUCAUAGCCUGAUACGAGAUGUUAUACCUGUGCAUGAGAUUACAAGUGUCAAGGAGGUCGUCGAUAAGGCGAGGCAUGGAGCAAAAAUUGCAGACAUUACCAGGGCCUUUGAGAAACCUUCCAAGGAAUCAAAGAUUCGAAUCGAGAGCCUACGAGAAAAGCCAGAAACAAGACUUUCAAAAGUCCGCAAGUUUAUCAGAAGCGUUUACGAUGCAUACUUCUUUCAAUUGAUGACCUCAAUCUUUAUCCUGUUAAACUUCGUGUCAAACAUAGUGGAAGCCCAGGUGUUCGGGGUGAUCGACUUCAUCUUCACAGUCUUCUUUGGUGUUGAGCUUUUGAUCAACUUGCUGUCACACUGGAUGAGAGAUUUCCUCAAAGACUCGUGGAACAUCUUCGAUCUGGUUGUCGUUAGCGUCUCCCUCAUCUCUCUCCUGCCUCAGAUCAAUAUACCCCUCUUCAACUCCCUCCGAGUGCUGAGGAUCUUCAGAGCGCAUGGGCUCGAUUCUUCCCGUCAUCAACUCUGUCCUGGUGCUGCUUGUCGUCAUAGUCAUUUAUGCGAUUCUUGCUGUCGAUAUCUACCAGAACCGAGACAAGAGAUUCGAAAACCUGCACGAGUCUCUCUUCACCAUGUACCAGGUAUCGACGGGAGACAGCUGGGCGUCAGACAUCGCGAGGUCGCUCUUCUACGUGUGCAUGCAGGACGGGAAAGCCGUCGGCUCGCCGAACCCUCCUGGAGUUCCCACGGGAGUGUGCGAGGUUGGGACAAACGAGUUUGAUCAGGGCACACUAGCCUUUUUCUUCUCCUACUCGACUAUCACAGGCAUGAUCCUCCUCAAUGUUGUCAUUGCAGUCUUGUUAGACAACUUCACAAGAGCUGCGGCAAACGAAGAUCAAAUGAUUCGGAGUGAGAGGGCGAAGGAAUUGGAGGACGCAGACGAGCACCACCAUUCCAAGUUGUGCAUCGACCCGGUCUUGUACGAGCUUGCUCAGUUUGAAAGUCUGGAGCAGCUCAACAAGAUGAUUCUGGAUCUGUUUCAGGCGAUCAACAAGGACGAGAAGGCGGAGCUUUCGUUCCAAGACCUUCAGAAUGGCUUCAGGGCGUUGGGAACGGACCCUCAGAUUCAUCUGUCAGUCGAUGAUUUCGAGUUUCUGACGGAAGAGUAUCAGCUGUGCUCGGCGCAGAAGAAGGUCAACUACAAGAUGUUUGUAAAGAUCAUGAAGCAUCAGCUUGAGAACUUCAGCUCGAGGCAGAUCACCAGGGCUCUGCAAGAGAUGGGUGAUCCGGAUUGCGUGGAGGCUGCCAACCUCGUAGCAAUGAAGCUCCUACUUAUUGAGAAUCGAAAGAAGAUGUCGAGAAAGAUCGCUUGA
Guillardia theta CCMP2712 is the source of this 1667-nucleotide messenger RNA. RefSeq lists its product as hypothetical. The coding region runs from base 56 to 1075 and encodes 339 amino acids. Gene Ontology annotation, molecular function: voltage-gated sodium channel activity. The record is from RefSeq and is a predicted model, not a curated record. The transcript has 23 exons. NCBI's taxonomy places the organism in Eukaryota, Cryptophyceae, Pyrenomonadales, Geminigeraceae. Gene Ontology annotation, biological process: transmembrane transport; monoatomic ion transport. Gene Ontology annotation, cellular component: plasma membrane; voltage-gated sodium channel complex.